CGACCAAACAAUACACAUAUUCGCCAGCCAAAGUCGAAAGCCUGCACGUUCAAAUAUACCACCGUGCCCCUCACAGAAAUAGCCCUUACACCUCCUCGCGUACGGCACACGGAGUGCUGUAUGGUCUCGAUCACAAAGGGAGCGACAGAAGGGCCUCAGGAAGAAUCGAAGCCUUCUGUCUCCUUGGUAAACGCUAGCUACCUCACCAAUCCAGCCCACCUUCGAACCACUGUUCUCUACAACUUGACCACUCUUGUCACGGAGCAGCGUCCAAUAUAACGUCGAAAAUAGAAUUUCUCGGCAGGAUACACCCAGCAUGGAUGCGAAUGCGAACGAUGAGCUGUAUCCUAUAGCCGUGUUGAUUGAUGAGCUCAAGCACGACGAUGUCAUACUCCGACUCAAUGCUAUCCACAGGCUCUCGACAAUUGCGCUUGCGCUAGGGCCGGAGCGCACACGAGACGAAUUGAUACCGUUCUUAGAUGAGUCGGUCGAAGAUGAAGAUGAAGUCCUUACAGCGCUUAGCGAAGAGCUUGGCAAUUUUGUCGAGUACGUCGGUGGCCCGGAAUAUGGCCAUGUACUCCUUUCGCCGCUAGAAAAUCUCGCUGCGAUCGAAGAACCCCUCGUACGAGACAAGGCCGUCGAAUCUCUGAACAAGAUCUGCGUCGAGCUCUCGCAGGAGCAAAUCGAACGACAUUUCAUCCCGCUCGUCAUUCGCCUCUCAAAAGCAGACUGGUUUACCUCAAAGGUAUCCGCAACGGGUCUCUACUGCGUUCCUUACUCGAGAGCCACACCACCCGUGCAAGAAGGGCUGCGCGAACACUUCCGUUUGCUUGUGCACGAUGAUACUCCCAUGGUACGCCGACAAGCCGCCACCAACUUGGCAAAGUUUGUAAAGGAGAUGCCUGCUUCGAUUGUGAUCGAGGAGAUGAUUCCUUUGUUCAGACACUUGGCUGGAGACGAUCAGGAUAGCGUGCGUUUGCUUACUGUAGAAGUCCUAAUCGCCAUUGCAGAGGUUGUUCCGAAGGAGCAGCAGUCGAGUCAUGGUGUCUUGCUUACUGCGCUUAGAAGUCUAUUCGAGGAUAAGAGUUGGAGAGUUAGAUACAUGGUCGCCGAUCGCUUCGAGAAGAUUGCAAAGGCAGUCGAUGAGGAGGUUGUGAGUCGAGAUUUAGUCCCGGCUUUCGUGAAACUACUCAAGGACAACGAGGCUGAAGUUCGGAGCGCAAUCGCUGGUCAGAUUCCGGGAUUUUGCCAGUUGUUGGAUCGUGAGACACUGCUGCACGAUGUUAUGCCCGCAAUUGAAGAGCUAGUCACGGAUUCAUCGCAACACGUGCGCGCUGCUCUCGGCAUGCAAAUCAGCGGUCUUGCGCCGAUUUUAGGCAAGGACGAAACAAUACACCAUCUCUUACCCAUGUUUCUCAACAUGCUUAAGGACGACUUCCCAGACGUACGUCUCAACAUAAUCUCUAAGCUCGAACUUGUAAAUAAAGUCAUUGGCAUCGAAUUGCUCUCCCAGUCCUUGCUUCCCGCAAUUGUCCAGCUUGCUGAGGAUAAGCAAUGGCGUGUGCGUCUUGCCAUCAUCGAAUAUGUACCCCUCCUUGCUAGCCAGCUGGGUGUCAAAUUCUUCGACGAGAAACUGAGCAGCUUGUGCAUGAGCUGGCUAGGCGACACUGUCUUCUCCAUCCGCGAGGCAUCGACGCAGAACCUCAGGAAGCUUACCGAAGUAUUUGGGGUUGAAUGGGCCAGCGGUGCAAUCGUACCCAAAGUCAUUGCCAUGGGGCAACACCCGAACUAUCUGUAUCGCAUGACGACAUGCUUCGCUAUUUCCACCCUUGCCCCUGUGCUCUCUCUGGAUGUUAUUCAGAAGUCUAUUCUCCCCAUGAUGGACACCCUUGUCAGCGACGACAUCCCCAACAUCCGCUUCAAUGUGGCGAAAUCGUACGCUGUGCUCAUCGAUGUGCUUAAGCGUCUUCCAGACGACGGCUCAACGGUUGCUGCCGCAGAGAAGGAAGGAAAGGCCCUCGGACCCUCUCCCAAAGGCCAAGCGCUUAUCCAAGACAAGAUUAUGCCUAACCUCGAAAAAUUGCAGCAGGAUGACGAUGUGGAUGUGCGGUAUUUCGCCACAACGGCGGCACAGAAGUUCAACGACGGCGACGGGGAGGCAAUGGAGAGUUAGAGACGCACGUACGUACAAUUGCAUACAAUGGGUCUAGGGUGAUACAAAGAGGCUUCCCCGUGGAUGUCUGCUAAUGUGACGAUCUUGACGUUCGUCCUUUUGGGAGGAAGGUGAGGGUAGAAUCGUACGACAUGAAAGAUCAAAGACGACAAAAAAAACACCGCCUCAAGAUCAUUUUUCUUCCUUUUCUCAGUCAUAUAUGCAGGAUUAAACUUUCGAGAUGCAUUUGCUGCCGGAAGAGCGGGAGCGAGCGAUCUGAACGAAACGUAUAAAACCACACCUGGGGACGGGGGAGGAACAUCAAAAAUCCGCCUCUGCCCCGUAACAUUUGUGCUAGUACGACGGAUGGAUGGACGAAACGGACUUGUGUAGUUUUGUUCAAAGGUCAUUUUGCGCGCCAAAUCUCCGAAAAAAAAAGAAAAAAAAGACGUAGAGCCCAUUUUUUACUGUGUUUGAAGGACACCAUGAUCAGAGAUGAUAAAAUGUUUUCUCACACUCUCAAUCUCUC
Molecule: messenger RNA, 2681 nt
Organism: Verruconis gallopava
Lineage: Eukaryota; Fungi; Ascomycota; Dothideomycetes; Venturiales; Sympoventuriaceae
Exons: 7
Coding region: 317-2173 (618 amino acids)
Biological process (GO): protein dephosphorylation
Cellular component (GO): protein phosphatase type 2A complex; cytoplasm
Molecular function (GO): protein phosphatase regulator activity
Source: RefSeq, a predicted model, not a curated record